CAUGGAUGCUUUAAAAGCAAAAUCAAGGAUUGGGGCAGAGUCUUCUGCGUUAUCAAUGAUAAGCACUGAGCUUACAACAAAAGAUAGGUUCAGUGGCCAGAGACAAGCUAUAAAGGCUUCUUGAAAGAAGGAAAAUGGCAGAUAUUUAGUAGCGAUAUACGAAAUGCUAGCUGAAAUUGCCAAAGAGCAAGAUGAAAUUACAAUAGAAUGAAUAGAAGAGCUAACCAAAAGUAAUAAUGAUGUUUCUGUCACAAAUGAGACUACUAAGUCAGCCAAAACUGAUCGGAUUUUUACUAAGCAGAACCAUCUUGAAAAUCUAUAUGACAUCCCUGAUGUCCCAAGUAUUGAGAAGUUGAAGGAAAAGAUCAUUCACCAGAUUAAACAUACUGCCUCUCCGCUAUAUGAUCUUGGCCUGAAGUUCACCUGUACAUCUCUUCAGGUCAAGGACGCCUUUCUUAAUGUUGGGUCCAAAUACAUACAGAUAAUAAAGGAAAAUUCUGAUAAACCAGAGUUAAUAAACAGACAGUUGUACAAGUUAAAGCGGAUUAUAGGAGCAUACCAGAUGCUCAACGACCCUGAAGGACUUAGCCUCUACAUUCAUAACAUAAGGAUCCGUAGUUUGAUUAAUCAAGAGACUACAGCAUAUAGAGAUACCAGGAAUGGGGCUUAUUACCCAUUCAUGAUAUUCUCCGUAUCUGAGAAAGACACAGUGAUGAUGCUAGAGCUAAACUUUAUUACUGAGACUAUUGUCCUUCGAGUUAAAGACCAUGAACGGAAGGAAUACUCUUUCAGUCAGAUCACUAAUGUCUUACAAGGAGUUGAACAUGACAAGUUCAUUAUCGAAUUCAAUUUUGGCAAGAAUAAGAUCCGUACUUUUGAAGCAACCUACCAAGGCCAAAGAGAUUUGAUCAUUAAGUGAUUGCUUUAUGCUAGCCAGAUCUUUGCUGUCACAGAAAGUCCCAAAUAUGAUAUUCUCAAAUUCCAGAGGGAAAAUUCAGAAAUUUUUGGAGAAAUUGACCAAAAUGGUCACUACAUAAGAGAACCUGCUUCUGAUAUGUCCACAGAGUCGAGAUUUCAGUUGAUGAGAGUUUUGAUGGAUGAUUUCCAACUUCCACCGAAAAGUCUCUGAAAAGCCAAGGUUAAGAAGAAAAAUAAGAAAGUUGGGUGGGAAACUCGCUACUGAGCACUUGGGCUUACUCAUCUCUUAAUCGCAAGGGACGAAGGUUUUCACAAGUUGCUAAAUGUAGUUCCUUUGACAGCAGGGACUUUCGCUAUCAAACGCAACAAAGACACCAUCACUUUACGUACAUCAGAGCGAGAAUUCAUUAUAAAAUUUGAGAAUCAAAAACAAACCGAAAGUUGGUUCCUAAACAUCGUCCAGCUGACAGGAAGAGAACUGAUAGAUUUUGCAUCAGAGACUUCUAAGAUAAAACAACAUCGGGAUAUCUCCUCACAGAUGAAGAAGUAUCUCGAGGUUGAGAAAGAAAUCAAGCAGACUUUGAUUUAAGUUAUCUGACUUAAAUAGCCAAAAAGAAGAGCUUGAGAAAUCCUUAAGGAAAUAACUAUGACUUUAAAGAGUACACUAAUUCAGAGUAUAAACUUGAAAAUUACAAAGAUUCUAUUAUAAAAGACUCUGUGAAGGUCAUCACCAAGAUAUAUGAAGAAAUUAGCCAACUCAAGAAUGUUAAGUAUACAUCAGCUGCUCUCCAGUUACAGAAUAAACUUGAAAGUGUAGCCUCUAAAAAUAAUAUCAAUAAGAAAGAAUCUUCUCAGGUUGAUAAGGAAUCUCAGGGUGGAAAGAGUGACGAGAAGAUCGACAAAUACUAUCCUCCGAACCUUAGCAAUAACUACUACAUCUUCAAGGAGUCAGACACUGAGAAGUUAGCAGUGUCCAUGGAGAUGCUGAAGCAGCUGAAGGGAAACGUUCCAAAUAAUCAUUAUGUCAGUUCAAAGAAGAAGAAGCGAGACAAAGAGAAAUCUUUGUUGACAUCUUAAAU
This is a messenger RNA of Moneuplotes crassus, 1997 nucleotides long. NCBI's taxonomy places the organism in Eukaryota, Ciliophora, Spirotrichea, Euplotida, Euplotidae. The record is from the annotation of a GenBank genome assembly.